UAGACCCCUCCACCUGGAGCUGAGCCCCCAGGGGAGAGUGUGCGAGAGGAGAGCAUGGCUCAGGCGUCAGACCCGUCCCGCAGGGAGAAGACCGCUGGGACCCAAGGCUCUCACGCUGCUACACGCAACCUCUUACGAAAGAAAGAGCAGCGUCGGCGAGGAAUCCGAUCCUGCUCACCCAUGGGCCGGGUCAUCCUCAUCAACUCUCCUGUGGAAGGAGGAGAUGAUAGUGAGGACCUCCACACGGUCACAGUGGAUAAGAGUGUGGAUGGAAAGCUGGGCUUCAGCGUGCGUGGAGGCUCAGAACACGGUCUCAGCAUCUUCGUCAGUAAGGUGGAGGACAACAGCACGGCACAGGAGGCGGGGCUGCAAGUGGGUGAUAAGCUGGUGGAGGUGAACGGCAUCAGCCUGGAGAGCAUCACCAUGAGCAGCGCUGUCAAAGUCCUGACGGGCAACAACAGGCUGAGGAUGGUGGUGAGGCGGGUUGGGAAAGUCCCCGGCAUCCGCUACUCCAAGGAGAAGACCACCUGGGUGGACCUCAUCCACAGGCGUAUGGUGGUGGAGGAGAGCGGCCGCACCCCGUCCGAGGCCAGCUCAGGCAGCGCCCUCCGCAGGAUCGUCCACCUCUACACCACCUCUGAUGACUAUUGUCUGGGCUUCAACAUCCGGGGAGGGAAGGAGUUUGGCUUGGGAAUCUACGUCUCCAAGCUGGAUCCGGGAGGCCUGGCCGAGCAGAACGGAAUAAAGAUGGGCGACCAGAUCGUGGCUGCUAACGGAGUGAGUUUUGAGGACAUCAGCCACAGCAGUGCGGUGGAGGUGCUGAAGAGCCACACACACAUCAUGCUCACCAUCAAGGAAGCAGGACGAUACCCUGCCUAUAAGGAGAUGGUGGCAGAAUACAGGUGGCUCAAUAAAUUGGCCAAUGGUGCUGGGAAGUCUUCGUCCCAGGGUUCAGACUCCACCUCUUCAGCCUCCUCUCUGUCGUCGGGGACGCCGGUCAGCUCUCUGAGCGGCCUGUCGCAGGUCAUGUUCCCCGCCAGCCUGCCGUUUGGUCUGGACAUGGUGGACGUCUGCAUCUCCACCGAGGACCAGGGGUCGGAGUCAGAGCGAACUGAAACAGCCAUCCAAACAGACUUCCCCUCCCAGAAGAUUCCAGCAGACACCACUCGCAGCCUGGGACCAACCACGCUGCUCAAAGACACGGUGAUCCGUACGGACGAGUGCAAAGGGAAGAAGGAGUCACCCAAGACAGCCGUGCUGCUGGCGCUCAGCCGGCCGACCCGACCGAUCAGCAGGUCGCAGAGCCAGGUCACCGUAGAAGAGAUCAAGCAAAAGAAAGAGAAGAAGCAGAAAGGGAAGCACCCCGAGGAGAAAAGCACCCUGCAGCGCUCAAAAACGCUUGUUAACUUGCUGUUCAAGGGAGGACGCAAGAAAGACACAAGCAGAGGGCGCUCCAAGUCCCCGGCCGCCGAUGGGAAGGAGGGACGAGGGCUCGGCGAGAUGCCAAAUGCAGAGAUGCUGGGAGCGGUGGAGGACAUGGCCCGCAGGCUGCUGGCCGAGGAGGAGGUGGCUGCAGUGGUGGAUACCUGCCGAAGGUACGUGGCAGAGCGGUCUGUGGAGAACUUCAUACGCCACCUGCUGGUGGUUCUGGACCGACCUGAGAAGCUGCUGCUGCUCAGGGAAAUCAGGAUGCUGCUCCCGCCGUCUGACGUGAGGCUGUUCAAUGACAUGGUGGCUGCGGUGGAGGUGGAAGCCUACGACAUCCUCAAACAUCGCGCAGUUCGAACUCCUCCAUUACGCUCUCCCAAUUCUGGCCGAGCGCCCAAACGACGGCUCAUUACCCCGAUUCCAGAUUUCCGGGGAGGCUUUGAGCUCCACAGCGCUGAGGAGGUGGAGAAGCAGAGCCACCUGCUGGAGGAGCUGGAGAAGCUCAGCCUGACUCCAGGGAGAAAACCCCCCACCUCACGCUCCUUCACGCCCCUGCUGGACAUCCCGGUGGACGGAUACGACACCGAGUCCAGAGACCUCCGGCCCGUCCCUGCCAGCCCGCUGCUCCCCAACUGGCUGCUGUCCCGCGGCGGGGACUCCCACCCUCCUCUCCGGACAGACAUCGGCACCAUACGCUCCGUCCACUUCGACGAGGUUUCACUGCACUCUGCCUCAGACACAAACUCAGAGAGGGGACGGACCCUGUUCAGAACCAGCCCCUCUAAAGGCACGAGGGAGAGAAGCAGAGGCAGGAGCGAGGGCUGCGUGUUCACGCUGCAGAGCGCCGCUCGCAGGACUCGGCCUUCGCUGUCGCAGGUUUUUGGUCCCGGCCUUGAUCAGCAAGCAGAUGAACACAUGAACGGUCAUCAGGAUUCCUCCAAGCACAAACUCAACGGCUCUGAGUCUGAGCAGCAGUACCAGCUCAAAACUGUCAGCAUCUCCAAGACCAAACAGUCACUAGGCAUUAGUAUAUCGGGUGGGAUGGAGUCGAAGGUUCAGCCCGUGGUGAAGAUCGAGAAGAUCUUUCCUGGAGGAGCUGCCUCCACCUGUGAAGUGCUCAAGGCCGGGUUUGAGCUGGUGUCUGUGGACGGAGUGGGCCUGCAGGGCGUCACCCACCAGCACGCUGUCGACAUCAUCCGGAGAGCCUUCAGCAACAAGGCCAAAGACCCCAUGGUGUUCGCCGUCAAAGUACCAAAGGAUCUCUGACACACGAGCCUGUCAUGCUCAGGGCGGAUAUAAACAAGAGCCACACAUUGAUCGGUCUUCCUCUGGGAUUUAACGUGGAGUGGAAAGUGCAGCACUGAGAUUAAAUGCCAUUAAUGCUGAGUGGAGAAUAAAGACACAGACACUGCAAGCGAAUGACUAGGCUGGUAAACACCAGUAACCAGCACGACCACUGGACUUGAACAAACCAGAAAUGUGCAGAGAAGAUAUAGAAGAAUAAAAUGGGACUGUUGUUACUUUAGAAAUGUGCAAACUAUAAUGUAACAUUUGUGCACGCAGAUCAUGAAUUCAUGAAACACGGUGCUCCUUGUGCCUUCAUCUUUCACCUUAUAACCCUCUCUUUUUAUGUUCAGCUCAUUUCUCUUAGUGUAUAAAACUCUCGCCAAUGGAUCAGUGUGUGUGUUUGUGUGUGUGUGUGUGUGUGUGUGUGUGUGAUUCUGAGUUUAAAAAUGAGCAAGAUGAGAUGAGAAACUGAUCUGUAAUUGAUGCUUUGUGUGUGCUCUGUUGCACGGCUGCUGAUUUAUUGACCAGUAGGGGGCAGAGUUGAGCCAUCCGGCCACUUGACUUGGUCGUAAACAGUAACAGAACUUCUGUCAAAGACUUAUCCUAAAAGCUUUCUUGAAUUCAGGGGCGUCAAUUGGGUAUGGCAAGGUACGCCACACCUCGGC
This is a messenger RNA of Cololabis saira (Pacific saury), 3380 nucleotides long. RefSeq names its product PDZ domain-containing protein 7-like. The transcript has 16 exons. Gene Ontology annotation, biological process: auditory receptor cell stereocilium organization; sensory perception of sound. Lineage: Eukaryota; Metazoa; Chordata; Actinopteri; Beloniformes; Belonidae. Gene Ontology annotation, cellular component: plasma membrane; cilium; stereocilium tip. The record is from RefSeq and is a predicted model, not a curated record. Gene Ontology annotation, molecular function: protein binding. Bases 55 to 2694 code for a protein of 879 amino acids.